Messenger RNA from Cimex lectularius (bed bug), 1665 nucleotides. RefSeq names its product nuclear receptor-binding factor 2-like. NCBI's taxonomy places the organism in Eukaryota, Metazoa, Arthropoda, Insecta, Hemiptera, Cimicidae. Gene Ontology annotation, biological process: autophagy. The record is from RefSeq and is a predicted model, not a curated record. Bases 204 to 851 code for a protein of 215 amino acids. The transcript has 4 exons.
GUAACCUUCCAGUGCCCAUAACCUUGGGAUAUCUACAAAUUAUCUCCUAAACGUCAAAACGGGCAUUUUUUGCCUUUAGUCCGCAAUUCCUUCGAUAUUCGACGUCUGCUCACUUCAACACGAAAGGACUGGAAACCGAGCGUGCAUUUGCUCCACAUUUGUCCACGAUAAAUGUUGACAAUUAUUUCAUGCUUUAGAAUGUUAUGGAUAAUAACUCCCCACUGUACCUGGCACACCAAAACGGAAGAAAUGCAGACAAUCACAUGAAGUUGAGACAGUACGACGCGGCAGUCGCUUGUCACGUCAAAGCGUCCGAAUGGCUCUCUCAGGCGAUGAACCUCACCAAGUACUCUAAGGCCCUGGAAUCUUUGCAGCUUCAAUACCAGUACCACCUCAAGCAAACUGAUUUGAUCAAUGCAAAAAAACUCAGGCAAGAAAUUCAGCGAGAGCUUUUAGAAUUAAAAAAACGUAAAAGGAUGGAGAAACGCAGUUUGUCAGUAAUCGAGCAGAAAGACCAGGAAUUGCAGAUGGCGAUCUUAAAAACGAUUGAAGAAGCGGACUCGCUUUUAGGGAUGCUCCGCCCAAAGGCAGAUAGCGAUGAUGGCGAAGACAAAGUUCAAGAAUCGUCAACAAGCUUCAUGAAACACCCCAAGGAUGAAAAGAUGGUGAUGGAGGAGCUCAAGACCGUCAAUGCCCAACUUCGUUUGCUUAUCAAUGAUCUCAUUAGCCAGCUCGAUGCCAGCCGUCGUGAAGUUGAGAGUCUCAAGACUAGGCUGAAACUGUAUGAAACAGAAGCAAUACCAGACCUUGCCCCCCUCGAAAUGCCUCAUUUCGACUAUUCCACUUUGUAGAACAGAUGCUGUGAUAAUGUAAAAAUUCCCCUACCUUUUUUGCAUUUUAACAUUUUCAAAAAUGCAGGUGGAAUCUUAGAAUAGCACAAUUUAUAAUUACUGCAGGUUUUUCGAAAAAUUGAUGAUUGUCUUUUUCUUAAAAUAGAUAUGUUGCUAGCGUUUUUAAUCCUUCUUUUUAUUUUAUAGUCGUUAGGUCUUUUUGAAAACUUUUUGAACUUAUAUAUAUAUAAGUAUUCCAAUAUGCUUAAUGGUAAGAAGACAUCUUUAUUUGGCAUUUUGAAUAUAAUGUAGAGCUAUUAAAAUAUAGCUAUUUUAAUUUAUAAGAUUUUUUCCUAAAUGAGCAUAUUUUGAAAUGUGCACUCUUGAUACUAAUGUUUUAUUUUUAUCAAUUGAUAUACAAGCUUAGAAUAUUUGUAUUAUUGAUUGUAGUUUGAUAGUAUCUACUUUUCUUGUGUUUAAAGUUAUGAUAAAAUUUGUAAAGCUUUUUAUUGAUUUCCCAUUGUUCAUUCUUAAUAGAAAAGGGAGUCAGUUUAAUUUGUAAGGAUUUGAAAAAGCAGUACUUAUAAAUUUUUUGUUAACUGAGAAAAAUAACUGGAAAAUAAAGUGAGAAUUAUAUAUUUUGUAAGUUCUCCUUCUUUUUUGAAAACUCUAUUUUAUGCAGAGUUAGUUGACAGAGUAAAGUAUAUUUUCAUUUAAAAUAAAAUAUGUGAGUAGACACAAAUGACCGUGGUUUAUUAAUGUGGCCAUUAAUACAACCUUGUGAUUUAAUUAAUUGUCUUAGACGUUUUACACUGGAAAAACUGUAUAUUUCCAU